Molecule: messenger RNA, 390 nt
Organism: Ilex paraguariensis (yerba mate)
Lineage: Eukaryota; Viridiplantae; Streptophyta; Magnoliopsida; Aquifoliales; Aquifoliaceae
Source: the annotation of a GenBank genome assembly
AUGAAUUGUCAGUCUCUGAAUGGGGUUCUGAAUGUAGCUGAAGAGGUUAAUGAAGAGCUGGAAGUUGAUGCUAAUAAUAGACGGGGAGUUAUGUCAGUUCUAGAAGGUGUGGGUCUAUCGAAGAGUCAAGAGCCUCUUUGUUUUCCAAAAAGGCAGAUACCUGCUCGGAAUUCAGAUACACUAUUGGAGUGUGAAGGAUCUUCUUUGGGAGUAGAGUUGGGGUGUAUGGAAAAUCAAAUUUCUGAUUCCAGUAAGGCAGAGUUAGUUGUGAAUACGAAGGAAAAUGAAAACCUGAGUGAGGGUGAGGGGGUUUGUUGGGAGAUGUUGUUGUUGAGUCUGAUCAAUUACAGGAGAAUGAGAAGGAUUGUAUGGAGGUUGAAAAGGAAUUAG